CACGGUAUAUUCCAACGGCCAAGACGCGGUCACACUAGUGGAAAUUAAAAAAAUUAAUUAAAUUAAACAAAAGGACCUCAGAAGUUAUCUUUGGCGACAGCUGCGAAAGGCCAUUGCGGGCAACAUGGAAGCGGAGCACCUGAAGCGACUGGAGGCCAAGGAGGCGGACCAGAUCCCCGCCAUCUUGACCGAAUUCAACACGAAGUACGCGGAUUUGAUGACCUUUGAUAGCUUCCGCACUGACAACCAGUGGCACGAACUCUGGCUGGCCAUCUUCGGCAUCCUGGACGACCAGCGGCUGAGUCAUCUGCAUCCGCAAUGCCUCAAUGCGGUGAGGAUUCUCACGCGCGACGAGUUCAGCUUGGAGACGAACUAUAUUGAGCACGAGGUCAACACCCUGCUGAGGCUGGCUCGGAUCGAGGCUGGUUCCCUUAAGCUGCCCGCCACGCCGGACGAGCUGAGGCAGCAGGAGCGGUGCGAGGAACCACAACUGGAACCGAGUCAGGCGCAAUCGGAGGUGAUUGCUGAGGCGCUGAAGUGCCUGUGCAACCUGGUCUACCAGAAUUCCGACUGCCGGCGGCAGUGUUUGCAUCAGCACUGCCUGGAUGCAAUCCUCAAGCGAGUGGCCUCCUCGAUGCGGCAUCCAAGUGCAUUGGAGUACUACGACAUGAAGCUGCUCUUUCUGCUCACCGCUUUGGAGCCGGCGGCUCGUUCCCGCCUCCAGAUCGAUCUGAACGGGCUCACCUACAUGACCAAGUGGCUGGAUGACAAGUUGGGCGAGGAGACGUUCGACGAUGAGCAGCUAAACAUCAUCUGCGAACUGCUCAAGGUGAUGUUCAACGUGACCAGUGCUCCGGACAAGAGUCCCAACGAGUACGAGAUCCAGAGCCUUCACUUGACGGGCGUGCUAAGGGAGCUGCUCCUGCGCUUCGGCGACAUGGCCACGGAAAAGAAGCGCGCCGUGGUCACGCAUGCCAUCAAUUUGCUGACCAAUAUCUCGGACAGCUGCCUGAUCGAACUCACGCUGCGCUGCUCAAAUGCCGAGGUGGAGUCCCUUAAAGAGCGGGAGCGGGAUAAAGACAACGAGAAGGAGAAGGAUAAGGAAGCCGGAGCUCGUGCCAAGCCGCGCAAGUGCUGCUCAUUGUGCUUCGAGAAGCGCAACGUUAGCAGUCUGGACGUGGUGCUUCGCUAUCUGCGCCAAUCGUUGCUCCAACAAAAGGAAACGGAGGCCACCUCGCACGAACUGCUCUCGCCCGUUCUCACAGUGCUGGUGAAGUGCGCCCGCAGCGAUCGGGUGAUGCGACACUAUCUGCGCCAGGAGGUUCUGCCGCCACUGCGCGACGUGAGCCAGCGGCCUGAAGUGGGUGACGAGCUGCGCAAUCACCUGUGCCGCUUCCUCACACUGCCCGCCAUGAUCCUGCGUGAUCUGGCCGCCGAAUUGCUCUUCGUGCUGUGCAAAGAGAACGUCGGACGGAUGAUCAAGUAUACGGGCUAUGGAAAUGCAGCCGGGCUGUUCGCAAAGCGCGGCAUACUCGACUGCCGGCGGGUGGAGGGCACCGACUACUCCUCCGACAGCGAGGACAGCGACACGGAGGAGUACAAGCAGCAGCAGCCGGGCAUCAAUCCGGUAAUCGGUAGCUUGGAGCCGAACUUGGAGCCGCAUCCGCUGGAAGGAAUGAGCGAGGAGCAGAAGGAGUACGAGGCCAUGAAGCUGGUCAAUCUCAUCGAGCAACUGCACCAGGGCGGCAUCGUCAAGCCGGCGCUGAUCGACAAGGACGGGCGGCCGCAGCCGCUGGAGCACAUUCUUCAGCUGCAGGAGGAGCUGCCGCAGCAGCAGCUCGAUCAGAAGCGGAAAACCUAAGCCUGAAUCUUUACCCGGGAUCUGCUAUGGCACAACUUCCAAAAAAAGCUACCAAAAAUCACACUAAACUGCAUUUAUAUUAUAGGUUUAUUGCCAACGAAUGUAGCUUUGAAUGUGUUCCGAAAGCAGAAUAGCUUGGCAUUGUUUUCAUCCAAUCGUUGAGGAUCAAAUCAUUUUAAUUUUGAGUUUAAACAUCGAGUUGCAACAUCGCGAUUGCAAUCCUAAAAGAUGUUACAGCAAAUAUUCUGGAUUUGAUUUCAGUGCCAUGCAUUAAGUAUAUAGUCCUUGAAUGGUAGUUAAACUAUUGAUAUCACAUUAGUUUUAAAGUUGAUCAGUAUAAUCACUGUCAGACUCAAUUUAUAAACGUAACUAUCUCCCAGCUUUUAUAAAUUAUUUAUCAAUGAGAAAAACCAUUUACUUUUGUAACAUUUUUGUAUUCUUUUUUUGCUAUUUAUUAUAGCCUGUGAUUUGUUUGCGCACCUGAAGCUGAAACCAUAGCAUCCCACAUUCAGUGAAUAACGAACCGCUUCAAUCAAUAACUAAAUGCAAAACAAUCGUUGGGGUCUUCCAACUCCAGGAAGUGGGGAGCAGAUUAUUACGAAAACGAAGAGUAACCAAAACUGAAUUCUUUUAUAUAUACACAAACAAUCGGCGGAUAGGCAAAUUUGACUAAACUUUGUAAUAGUUAAGUGCAUGUAUUUAUAAAAAUUCCGAUUAUACACUUAGCAUCUAGGUUUGGGCUUAAAAAGGCUCUUAUGUAGAUUCUCGGAACUUGGAAAUGGCUAGGAAUACCUGACCUGUUUCACUUCCAGCUCUCAUAAUAUUAAUGUUGUACGUACGUAACUCUAACUGUAACUCUAGAAUCUAACUAAACUAACUACAAAGUCUAUCUAUGACAGACGCAAGUGAGGUCUACUUGGAACCCAAUUCGUUUCGGUUCCCACCAUCCCCACAUUGUUUACAUCAAAAUCUAUUCAAUGUUGUACUAACGAACGAAUGAUUUCGAAACUGUUUUAAAGUCGCGUGUCUUUGAUCUAUAUACAGGAAAUCCUAUAUAGAGCUUUAUUGUGUUCAAUUUGCUAUAGCGACGGAGAAGCUGGUUAUAUACAUCAAAGCAUAGUAAUAUUGGUUGCGCUUGAUGUGUGUACAAGUCUAAUUGUGCGUCUAUCCUAAGCUAAACAAUAAAUCAAUCAAAGUCUUGCUAAAUCAA
Drosophila ficusphila is the source of this 3071-nucleotide messenger RNA. RefSeq names its product synembryn (gene ric8a). Gene Ontology annotation, biological process: G protein-coupled receptor signaling pathway. Gene Ontology annotation, molecular function: G-protein alpha-subunit binding; guanyl-nucleotide exchange factor activity. Gene Ontology annotation, cellular component: cytoplasm. The transcript is spliced from 2 exons. The record is from RefSeq and is a predicted model, not a curated record. Lineage: Eukaryota; Metazoa; Arthropoda; Insecta; Diptera; Drosophilidae. The coding region runs from base 125 to 1861 and encodes 578 amino acids.